Molecule: messenger RNA, 1676 nt
Organism: Camellia sinensis
Lineage: Eukaryota; Viridiplantae; Streptophyta; Magnoliopsida; Ericales; Theaceae
Product: trihelix transcription factor ENAP2
Cellular component (GO): nucleus
Molecular function (GO): transcription cis-regulatory region binding
Source: RefSeq, a predicted model, not a curated record
CCUGCGCACUUUAGUAUCACUGACACACCCCAUCACCAAAUGUUCUUCAUCCACACCCCUCUCUCUCACCCCCACUUCACCAAACCCUAAUUCUUGGGCUCAAUACUCCUCAAAUUUUGUUCGUAUUCUCUCAUUCAUCCUUAAUUCAGUCUCAAUCUCUCAAAAAAUCAGCACAGUUUGAGUUCUAUAUUGUCGAUUGUUUUCGAACUCGUUUGAUUCAAGGUAAAAAUUAGGGCUUUUCUGUGUCCUCAAUCUCUCUCUAUAUAUAUAAAUGGAUGACACUGAAGAUGAUGCUAGGUAUCCACCGAAACACUACGUAAAUCAUUCCUCAACCUAUAACGCUUCUUCGAUUCGCUCAAAGCAUUCCAAUCGAAACCCCUCUUAUCCAAUCACCAGUAAUUAUCGCGAUGAAUAUGAAGAUGACGAGUUAGCUGAAGAAGAAGAAGAAGAGAAUCUCGAAUUGGACGGUCAAGAUGAUGAUGAUGAUGAUGAUGAUGAUGAUGAUGAGGAUAUUGAAAAUGGGUUCGGCGAUGAGUCGGAGAGGCGGCAGAAGAAGAGAAGGUUGGAGAGUUUGGUUUCGAAUUACGAGUUUGUUGCUCGAAAACCAUCCUAUGUUGUUAGGAAUUCAUCGGUGGAUUGGACAGAACACGCCACCUCUGUGUUGCUAGAGGCUUGGGGAGGUAGGUAUUUGCAAUUGGGGAGGAAGAGUUUGAGUUCUGAGGAUUGGCAAGAGGUGGCUGAGAAGGUUUCCGAGGAAUCGAAGGUGGAAUGGACCGACACGCAGUGUCGAAACCGGUUGGAUACCUUGAAGAAGAAGUAUAAGAAAGAGAAAUCGAAAAUGGAGUCAAUGGGUGGAUAUACUAGCAAAUGGGUUUUCUUUAAGAAAAUGGAUAUGUUGUUGAAUUCAUCAUCAUCAUCAUCAACGCAACAAUGUGGGUUGCCUUGUGGGGUUGAUUCUGGGGAGUAUGUGUUUAUGAAUCCAAGAGUUUAUUUGAAUCGGUCGAAUGGGUUGGAUGAGAUGAGGGAUAGUCCUGAUGAGUCAGAGUCAUUGUCUGACGACGAUGAGGAUUCGGAUGAGCUUCCUCCUAAAAGGAAAGGGUUUAGAGGAGAGGGCAAUGAUGGGUCAUCGUUUAGGUUGUUGGCCGAUUCAAUUCAGAAGUUUGGGGAGAUUUAUGAGAAGAUUGAGGAUAGUAAGAGGCAGCAAAUGAUGGAGUUGGAGAAGAUGAGGAUGGAUUUUCAAAGAGAAUUGGAGGUGCAGAAGAAGCAGAUUCUUGAGAGGGCGCAAACCGAGAUUGCUAAAAUACGAGAAGGAGACGAUGAAGAAACUGAUGUUUCUGCAGAGAAUCUGAGUGUUUAAUUUAGAUUAUCAGCAGGUUAGAAGUUUAAGCCGGAAGAUGACGAUGGAACCUGCUGUAAUUCUUGAGGAAGAGACAUUUGCUCUCAUCUUAGUGGAAGCAGGAGUAGACAGGGUACAAAUUCUUGUGAAAUCUCCGGGUUUUUUUAUGUAAUGUGCUACGCAUGGAUAUAUAUAUAUAUAUAUAUAUUAACUAUGCAUCAUUAUUAUUGUUAUAUUUUUUUACUGAAAGUCAAUGAUUUGUAACUUGUUGGCUUAUGAAUUCAUAAUCCGAGUUUUUCUUCGUCUCGGCCUCAUAUUAAUGAAUUCUCUGACCCUCAAA